AUGUCUUACUACGGAGGCGACCCCUAUAACCGCCCACCCCCAGGCCCUCCAGCCGGCUACGACCAACGCCCACCCUACAACGACAGACCCCCCUACGACCGCGCCCCCUACAGCGCCCCUCCACCCAUGGCCCGCCCCCCACCAGGUCCCCCUCCCCCGUUGCCCGCAGGCUGGCACCAAGAGUGGGAGCCCAACAUGCGCCGCGCCUUCUGGGUCGAAGAUAACACCGGCCGCGCGCAGUGGGAGCCUCCCUAUCAGGGACAGGGUUACUAUGAUGGUUCGCGCAGUGCGCCCCCGCCUGAACCCCAGGGCGGUUAUUAUGCGGCCCCGUCUGGACCCCCGCCUGCUGGGUAUGAUCAGCGUGGGUAUGGGGGUGGGUAUGAGCAGCAGGCGCCUGUUGUUGUGGAGGAGAAGGAGAAGAGUAGUAAUGCGGGCAAGUAUCUGGCUGUGGGUGCGGCGGGUUUGGCGUUGGGUGGUAUUGCGGGUGCUUUGAUUGAGCAUGAGCGUGAUGAGGAUUCGGAGCGCGAGGAUAUUGCUGAGGCUCGUGAGGAGGCUUACUACGAGGGUCGUGAGGACCAGUAUGAGGAUGAUGGUGGUUGGUGA
Molecule: messenger RNA, 603 nt
Organism: Penicillium cataractarum
Lineage: Eukaryota; Fungi; Ascomycota; Eurotiomycetes; Eurotiales; Aspergillaceae
Product: WW domain protein
Exons: 2
Coding region: 1-603 (200 amino acids)
Molecular function (GO): protein binding
Source: RefSeq, a predicted model, not a curated record